AUGCUGCGAAUGGGUCCGUCCACGACAAACGCGGCCAAGGGCGCCACCCUCAAGAAGCAGCUGGCCUCCUCAACGGCUGCGUCCGACGACUUUCUGCUCAAUCAGCUGCAAGAUUUGGCGUCGGAUCCGUUUGCGGUAUCGUUAGAUGACGCUCCGUCAUCGGCACUGCUCCGUAAGAGGAAGAGAGACCGAGAGGAGAGUGCCAGUACCGAGCAGAACGAAGACAAGGGACAGGAGCCCACGCCCGCGUUGAACGCUAAGGACAUGCCUAAGCCCUCCAAUGCCACGCUUGUGGUCCACAUGUGCAUAUCGCAGUCUGUGAGUGGCGAUAGCGUCAAGGGCACGUCGGUCGAGGAAGCGCAGACAGUGCCACCCUCCGAGGACGACGAGUUCUGGUUUGCUGUGGCCGAGCAACAGGAAAAGAAUCAGCCUACCGGCGAUCACAUGGACACUGACACCUCGCGGCCCAACUUCACCGUCGAGUCGAAGAAGAAGUUUGAUAAGGCCGCAGUACGAGAGGCCGACACCAUGAUGUGGUUUGGUGGCGACCGCGAGGAGGAGCAGCCUGACACGCAACAAGCAAGCGUGACUGUGGCGAUGGACACCGACCUUCCGCUCGAGAAGGACGGAAGCCUUUUGUUCUACUGGCUCGAUGCCGCCGAAGAGAAGCAGGUCAAUCCGGGCGUGGUGUUCAUGUUCGGCAAGGUCUGCGUGAACAAGACGACCAACCAAUUUGCCAGCUGCUGCAUCACUGCACGCAACGUACCUCGCUCGCUCUUUGUCGUUCCCAGGCAGAAGAUGCUCGACGAUCAAAGACAGGAAACGGACACGCCAGUGACGAUGCAGGACGUUAGAGCGGAGAUUGGCUCGCUCAGGAAGGAGUACAACAUGGGACAACUCCGCAUGAAGUCCGUGCGGAGGAAGUACCCCUUCGACAAGGAGGGCGUGCCGAGGGGCGAGUCCGACUUUCUCAAGGUCAUCUGUUCUUCGUCGGUUCACCUGCCCGCUAACUUGUCUGGCCAAAGCUUCAGUCACAUCUUUGGCGCCACCACCUCGGCCACGGAGAGCCUUCUCAUCAAGCGUCAUCUCAUGGGUCCCGGAUGGCUCAAGAUCACCAACGUCGCGGAGGACAACGCCAAGCUAAGACGUGGCGUUCAACAGAUCACGUGGUGCAAGUUCGAGGGACAUGUCGAUAACAUCACCGAUAUCAAUGUCCUCACGCCCGACCAGUGCCCUGGUGGGCGCCUGCCGCGUGAACCCGCGCUUGUGGUGAUGGCCCUCCACAUCAAGUCUCAUCUCAAUACCAACGCCGGCAAGAACGAAAUCGUGAUCGCCAGCGGCAUCGUGCACACCCAAGGAAGCACGCCCAACCCAGAAUCUCAGUACCAGUGCUUUGCCAUGAUCCGUUCGCUCACGGGCCACAACUUCCCCGACAACUUCCGCAACGCGAUCCAAGCCAAGCAGCGCGGCAAGAAGCAACAGUACAUCAUCGCCCCUUCGGAGCGCAACCUGCUGGGCGGAUUGAUGGGCAAGAUUGCCGAGUACGACCCGGAUGUGAUCGUCGGUCACAACUUCCUGGGGUGGGACCUCGAUAUUCUGCUGCAUCGCAUGCAGGCCUGCAACGUCCCCUGUGCGGAAUGGUCCAAGCUCGGUCGCCUGCGGCGAUCACGGUUCCCCAAGAUGAACCAGGGCGUGGGCGGGACUGGAGACACCACCUGGCAAGAGAAGGCCGUGAUGGCGGGUCGUCUGGUGUGCGACACCUAUCACUCGGCCAAGGAGUUUGUCCGCCACAAGAACUACAGGCUGGGCGAGCUGGCCAAGGUCCAGCUGGGCAAGGACAGGCCCGAUCUGCCCAUGGACGAGGAGAACAACGUCGCGCCCUACUUCAGCAAGACUGACAUGUUGCUCACGCUGAUCAACCACUGCGGCAACGACGCCUAUCUGGCCAUCAGCCUGAUGUUCAAGAUUGAGGUGUUGCCUCUCACCAAGCACCUCACGAACGUUUGCGGCAACCUCUGGUCGCGCUCUCUGAUGGGCGCCCGUGCCGAGCGAAUCGAGUACCUGCUGCUCCACCGCUUCCACGACCAGCCCAAGCCCCACUUCAUUUGUCCCGACAGGGCGUCUCAAGAAGACGGCAAGUUCAACAAGGGCAAGCGGAAGCCGGCAUAUGAGGGUGGUCUCGUGUUGGACCCCAAGAAGGGCUUCUACGAUACCUACAUCCUGCUACUCGAUUUCAACAGUUUGUACCCGAGCAUCAUCCAGGAGUACAACAUCUGCUUCACCACCAUCGACAGAGAGGUUGUCUACGAGCUGGUGAACCGCCGCGGUGCGGUGAAGAAGCAGCUGAAGGCGGAGCGGGACGGCAGCGAGCGCUUCCAGCAGCUCAACGUCAAGCAGCUGGCCCUCAAGCUCGUCGCCAACUCCAUGUACGGUUGUCUCGGUUUCUCUCACUCCCGAUUCUUCGCCAUGGCCCUGGCCGAGCUCAUCACCCUCAAGGGAAGAGAGGCGCUCAAGACCACCAAGGAGCAGGCCGAGGGCCAGUUGAACCUCGACGUCAUCUACGGUGACACGGAUUCGAUCAUGGUCAACACCCGCAUACCGUCCGUGCCUGCACCCGAUGCCGACCCAGCCCUGCGCGAUUCGGCCAGCGUGCUGAGCCAGGUGCGCAAGAUGGGUAACGACCUGAAGAAGGUGAUCAACCAGCGCUACUCGCAUGUAGAGAUCGAUAUCGACGGUAUCUUCAAGAUGAUCCUCCUGCUGGCCAAGAAGAAGUAUGCGGCGUUGACCAUCGGCAACGAUAUCAACGACGUCAAGAAGGAGAUGAAGGGUCUCGAUCUAGUGCGACGAGAUUGGUGCGAUCUGUCCAAGGAAAUGGGCCAGCGCGUGCUCGACGAGAUCAUGUCCGGCAAGCCCCGCCAGGACGUCGUCUCCGGCAUCCACAGCUACCUCACCCACAUGGGCAGCCAGAUCAAGUCCGGCCGGAUCUCGCUGGAGAAGUUUGUGAUCACCAAGUGCCUUUCGAAGGACCCCGACGCCUAUCCCGACAAGAAGGGCCUGCCCCACGUGCAGGUGGCCCUCAAGCUUCGCCAGCAGAACCGCAAGGUGUCCGUGGGCGAGUACAUCCGCUACGUCAUCUGCAAGGGUGACGCGGUGUCUGCGGCCGAGAGGGCCUUCUCACCCGACCAAGUGGAGAAGUCCGACGGCCUGCUCGAGAUCGACAUUGACUGGUAUCUCACGCAACAGAUCCACCCGCCCCUCUCACGUUUGUGCGGACCCAUCGAAGGAACGGACCCUGCUCAAAUCGCAGAGUGCCUCGGCCUCAACCCUGCCAAGUUCCAGUCCCACGUAGCCACCGAAGGCGAUGAGCAGUCGCUUGAUUCAUUCAGCUUUGUGCCCAAGUCGCUGAUGGACGACGAUGAGAAGUUCAAGAACUGCGAGCCGCUUGUCGUGACCUGCCCGUGGUGCACCAAGGCGUUUGUCUUCCACGGUGCUGGCCUCAAGCUGCCCGGCAACCAGAAGGCCGACAAGGGCAAGGAGAAGGAAGACGAAGAGUCGCUCCUGCUUCCAUCUGGCGCCGUGCGUCCCUCCGACUUCAAGUGCGCCAAGUGUGGACAUGUGCGCUUCGAAGCCGGAAAGAUCUCCAACCUCGUGACGCUGCAGAUCAGGAAGCACAUCAAGAGGUACUACGAGCAGUGGCUGGUGUGCACGGAUCCCACCUGCCGGCUGCGCACGAGGACGGACUACAAGCUCGGCUCCAAGGGCACCAUCAAGUGCCGAGCCAAGAAGAACGGCGCCACCUGCAACAACGUCAUGAACAUCGAGUACUCGGAGAAGGACCUGCACAACCAGCUUCAGUACUACGCACGCCUGUUCGACCUGUCGAAGCUCACUGAGGAGCAAAAGCUGUCGUUCAAUAGCAACCCUGACCCGGACCGACUCGCCAAGAGCUACGAAGUGGUGAAGAAGGGGGUCGAGACGUUCGUGAGCGCAUCGGCCUACCGCUACGUCGACUUGGGCAGCUUCUUUGCUCUGACCUCGUCGUCUUCCGUGCGACACUAA
Molecule: messenger RNA, 4059 nt
Organism: Acanthamoeba castellanii str. Neff
Lineage: Eukaryota; Discosea; Longamoebia; Acanthamoebidae
Product: DNA polymerase (pol2), putative
Exons: 25
Coding region: 1-4059 (1352 amino acids)
Biological process (GO): leading strand elongation; mitotic DNA replication initiation; lagging strand elongation
Cellular component (GO): alpha DNA polymerase:primase complex
Molecular function (GO): purine nucleotide binding; pyrimidine nucleotide binding; DNA-directed DNA polymerase activity
Source: RefSeq, a predicted model, not a curated record